AUGCGCUUGGAUAUUGGAAUCGCACGUGACUCUACUGCAUUGACCUUGAUGAGUGUAGAUGUCGAGCGCAUCAGCUCGGGUCUUCAAUAUGUUCAUGAAGUCUGGGCCAGCCCUAUUGACAUCGGCCUCGCGUUAUGGUUGUUAGAGCGGCAACUGGGUCUAGCAGUCGUCGCAUUUGCCUCCAUAUUCAUCGUGUGUACUCUCCUUCGACUUGGGGUGGCGACCACCAUGGGGGAGCGGCAGCAACGCUGGCUCCAGGCCAUCCAGAACAGAUUACAGUCGACAUCAGAAAUGCUAAAGAACAUGAAGGAGGUAAGAUUAGGUGGGUUACAGGAGUUGAUGGCCGAGAAGCUUCGAGGUCUGCGGGAAAAGGAGGUGUCCCAGUCGACCGACCCCAUUCAAGCGAGCGUUGACUCUGAUUGUCACCUUUUCCUGUUGGCGAAACGAAAUGGUUCUCCCACGCUAAAAUACGACAAGGCCUACACCGCUUUAUCCCUAUUUGCGCUCCUGCAGUCACCUAUGGCCCUCAUUUUAGAUGCAAUUGCAAGGUUGGCCAGCACCUUGGGUGCCGUGGCUCGCAUUGGCGAGUAUUUAUCCAAGCCUACUGGAACCUGCGGCGAAAGUAGCCGACUGUGUAGUCCAACAGCCCUUUCAUCCGCCCUCCUAGAUGAAAAAGCACAGCCAACCAUGCUCAGAGCUCAGGGAUUCAGUGCCGGCUGGGACUCUGAAAGAUCUAUGGUCCUGAAUGAUCUGAACUUCGAGAUUCGGCCGUCCACUAUCAACUUUGUGGUUGGCCCAGUUGCCUGUGGCAAGUCUACGCUGUUGCUAGCCAUUCUAUGGGAAGUCGGGCAUCACGAUGGCCGGCUAGAAGUGCCCGUUCCUCGUAUAGGCUACUGCAGUCAGACUCCGUGGAUCACCAAUGCCACCAUUAGACGCAACAUUCUGGGUACCAGUGUGUAUAACCAGCCGUGGUAUGACAAAGUGAUUGGAAUGUGUCUCCUCCAAGAUGACAUCGACGGAUUUCCUCACGGGGACCAGGAAUGGGUCGGGAACAGCGGUAUGACUCUGAGUGGUGGCCAAAGGGCUCGAUUGGCAAUUGCACGUGCAGUCUAUGCUCAGGAAAACCUUCUAUUGCUUGAUGAUGUCUCCAGCGGACUUGACGGAAAGACCGAGGAGUACCUGUUUCAUAAUUUGUUCGGGCCCGAUGGGCUUCUGAAGGAAUCAGGGACUACCGUCAUCAUAGCUACUCAUGCUGUACAACGUCUGGCAUAUGCGGACCAAAUCAUCAUUCUGGACUCAAAAGGUCACAUUGCAGACGAAGGCGCUUCUAGCAAGGUUAUCGCGAUUGCCAAGGAAAUGGUGUUUAGCGCCUCAAAGAAGGACCAAAGUGCUGAACCAUCUAACAGUAAUGGCCUGGAUAUCUCCAGGAUUUUAUCGGCAGAGGAAGGGCCGACAGGGGAAGAUCGACGAACCGGUGACACAGCUGUCUACAACUACUACAUCCAGACAGUUCACCCUUUCAGCGCCUCGAUAUUUUUUGUUGCCUGCACUGUCUUCGCCGUGGGACUUACCCUACCACAAUUUAUGGUCAAAUGGUGGCUUGAGCGGGGUGAUCAAUACACUGUCACCCAUAUGGGCACGUAUCUCGGCGCAUACGGUGGUCUUUCCGCAAUGGCCAUUCUCUCACUACCUGUCGCAGUCUGGCACCUCACCGAGCGAAUGCUGCCACGGGCCUCAAUGCGAUUCCAUGCCUCUCUCCUAACCACCGUCCUUCAAGCACCGUUGCAAUUUUUCUCGACCACUGAUGUCGGCACGACUCUGAAUCGCUUCGCACAGGAUCUCCAAUUGUCGGAUAUGGAACUGCCGCUAGCCCUCUUUAACACUACGGUGGAAUUAUUACUAUGUACAGCUAACCUGAUCAUCAUUGCAAUCACCUCGAAAUGGAUCGGCAUUGCUCUGCCGGCGCUGUUAGCGGUAUUCUACAUGAUUCAGAAAUUCUACUUGCGCACUGCCCGUCAGCUUCGACUUCUCGAUAUUGAAGCCAAGGCGCCGUUGUUUUCCACAUUCCUUGAGCUGAUAUCCGGCCUGACCACUAUCCGGGCAUUCGAGUGGCACGCGGAUUUUGACCACCGCAAUCGCAAAGUCUUUGAUCGCUCCCAAAAGCCUUUCUAUCUACUCUACUUAGCAGCGGUGGCCAUUGGCGUGCGCACCCAGGGACAGGUGGACGCUGGGUUCACGGGCAUCGCGCUUGUGAACAUCGUGCAAUUAAGUAUCAGUAUUAAGGCUUUCCUCUCUAACUGGACCAAUUUGGAAAUCUCCAUCGGUGCGGUAUCUCGCAUUCGGGCAUUUACUCUAGAUGCCCCGUUGUCGAAUUCCGAUGAAACGGGCACUGUGCUGUCUGCAGGGUGGCCUAAGAAGGGCCGGAUUGAAUUCCAAAAUGUGACAGCGCAAUAUGAAGGCUCCCUUCACCAAGUGAUUCGGAAUCUCACCCUGUCAAUUGCGCCGGGAGAGAAAAUCGCCCUCUGUGGAGCUACAGGAAGCGGUAAAUCAUCGCUCGCAACCAGCCUCUUUCGUCUCCUCAGCCCCUCCGAAGGGAGGAUUACCAUUGACGAUGUGGAUGUGUCAACUGUGGCUCGCGACACGCUGUAUAAGCGGCUAAUCUGCGUCACAAAGUCCCCUCAUCUCAUUGCAGGCUCGAUUCGCGAGAAUGUCAACCCCUUCGGCGCAACUGCAGAUGACAAGGCGAUCGAACUAGCGCUGAAAGAGGUGAAUCACUGGGACACAGUGGCUUCGCGAGGCGGGAUCCAUGCCCAACUCUCAGAGGGCCUGUUUAGUGUUGGGCAGCAACAACUGCUGUGUCUAGCGCGGGCCAUGAUCUGUCCCGGUUCGGUGGUAGUUUUGGACGAGGUCACAGCGAGUGUGGAUCAGGAGACGGACCGAGCGAUGCAAGAGAUUAUUCGCCGUCACUUUGCAUCCCGCACUGUUAUUACAAUUGCCCAUUGCAUCUCCACAAUCCUGGAUGCUGACCGGGUCGCGGUGGUAUCAGACGGGGCUAUUGUCGAACUGGGCCCUCCAGCCGAACUCCUAGCUCGAGAUCCCCCCAGUCAGUUCCGGGGCCUCUAUGAGGCGACAACCGUCUCCAACCAAUCUUCUAAAACUUCGCAGGAGAUUAUUUAG
Messenger RNA from Penicillium expansum, 3177 nucleotides. RefSeq names its product ABC transporter, integral membrane type 1. Lineage: Eukaryota; Fungi; Ascomycota; Eurotiomycetes; Eurotiales; Aspergillaceae. Bases 1 to 3177 code for a protein of 1058 amino acids. Gene Ontology annotation, molecular function: ATP hydrolysis activity; ABC-type transporter activity; ATP binding. Gene Ontology annotation, biological process: transmembrane transport. The record is from RefSeq and is a predicted model, not a curated record. Gene Ontology annotation, cellular component: membrane. The transcript is spliced from 9 exons.